GGAACCUUGUCUCUCCCGCCGUUGUACCACCUGCAUGCACGGAUGAUCACUGCAAUCAGGUGUACCGAGCUUUUUGGCGACGACCUGAGUCGAGUCCUUGGGGUCACAGUGCUAUACCUGGUGUGCAUUAUCCUUAGCUUACAUUCUUCUCUGACAUAGGUAAGUAGACCAACGCAAGCUGAAGCAUUCUUACUGCGCAAUAAAAGCUUUGUGUUGUCGAGAUCUGUUUGGCUUUCCAGUAUGUCAGGAUCAGCAAAGCCAAGGGUUCUUCACAUUGGUGAUCCAGUCGAACAUAACCAUGAAUUGUACAAUCGACUGGCAACCGAAUUCGAUUUUGUCCGCCCAGCAACCGACGAGCGAGAGCGGGAACCGUUUAUGAAAGCCUUGAAGGAGAAGAAAUGGGGUGACUUCCAUGCUAUCUUCCGUCCCUUUUGGAACAACGGAGGCGAAAUGGGCCAGUGGGAUCAUGAACUUAUCUCGUUGCUGCCAUCCUCGGUGAAGGUCUUUGCCAGUGCUGGCGCCGGAUACAACUGGGCCGACGUUGAUGUGUUGGCGGACCACGGUAUCCUUUAUUGUAACGGCGCCGCUGCGUCCUCUGAAGCCGUUGCCGACAUGGCUAUCUACCACAUCAUCAGCGUCUUCCGGAACUUACAAUGGAGUCAGCUUGCAGCUCGCUCAUGCGAUCCGGAUCAAUUCUUGGAGGCGCAUAAGUUCGCCACCAUGACUGCUUGCAACCCUCGAGACAAGAUCCUCGGAAUCGUAGGCCUUGGCAACAUAGGCUACACCAUCGCGAAGAAAGCUUACGCGUGUUUCGGCAUGCAGAUCCAUUAUCAGGACCUGUACCGUAAGACUCCAGAACAGGAGAGCGCUGUUGGAGCGACCUUUCACCAAUCCCUCGACGAGAUGCUUGGGGUCGCAGACUGUAUAGUCCUGGCUGCACCAUUCUCCGGCGAGACGUUGAUAAAUGCAGCGAAGUUGUCAAGAUUCAAGCGCGGAUCAAGGUUAGUUAACAUCGCUCGCGGUGGCCUGAUCGAUGAAGACGCUCUAGUAGCUGCGUUGGAAGAUGGGCAUCUAUUUGCGGCGGGGCUCGACGUCCAUGCAAACGAACCUCACGUGCAUCCUCGGUUGGCAGGCAUGAGGCAAGUCAACGUGACGUCUCAUAAUGCUGGGGGCGCAAUCGACACCAGGAUCGGUUUCGAGCGGUUGGCAAUGGAGAACAUUGAACGCGUCCUGACCGGCAAGGACGCGAUAACGCCAGUCAACAAGCACUUGCUGAAGGUGAAUUGAAUCUUUCGAGGGUGCUGGGCUCAAUAGCGCGCAUAUCAUCAAGCGUCGUAUUAGACGCGACGGGGAUGCUGGAGAAGAAGAUUGAGGAGUUGUUUAGUAGCGCACGGAUUUCGCUGGUUGUACAGUUCUUGGUGCUCAUCAAGACUCAAUGACUUUAAUUCUAGUCUAUACAAAUCUUCACAUUAUGUACAGUAAACACACCUUCC
This is a messenger RNA of Baudoinia panamericana UAMH 10762, 1493 nucleotides long. RefSeq lists its product as uncharacterized. The record is from RefSeq and is a predicted model, not a curated record. Lineage: Eukaryota; Fungi; Ascomycota; Dothideomycetes; Mycosphaerellales; Teratosphaeriaceae. Gene Ontology annotation, cellular component: cytosol. Gene Ontology annotation, molecular function: hydroxypyruvate reductase [NAD(P)H] activity; glyoxylate reductase (NADPH) activity; NAD binding. The transcript is spliced from 2 exons. Bases 241 to 1287 code for a protein of 348 amino acids.